AUGAGCGAACCACUCACGCCUUCAACCAUGUGUGUUGGUCGACGAUUGUUAAGUAAUCCAAUAACGCAGGAGAAGAAAACCAACGACAACCUAGUUGAUGAUGCAAGAAGGAGAGAGAGGUUCCUGACUCGAGUAUUAAAUCAUUUCUGGGAACGCUGGCGUAAGGAAUAUUUGACGGAACUACGAGAACAGCACAAAGUAAAGAAUGGUUCAGCAGGUGAUUCGAUCAGCCAGGGAGACAUUGUUGUGGUUCAUGAAGAUAAAAUUCCUCGACAGCUAUGGAAAGUCGGUAGAGUUGAUGAUUUAAUGCGUGGUCGAGACGGGAAUGUACGUGCAGCAACUAUUAGAACAUCGUCUGGAGGUCGAGUGCAGCAACUACAAAGACCGAUUCAACGAUUGUAUCCAAUAGAAAUUCCUACGAAAAACCCGGAGACUGUUCCACAGAUAAAGUUCGUUCGAGACAAUGUGCCUAAUGCAAUACAAAACUUUAAGACUUGA
Molecule: messenger RNA, 498 nt
Organism: Paramuricea clavata
Lineage: Eukaryota; Metazoa; Cnidaria; Anthozoa; Malacalcyonacea; Plexauridae
Source: the annotation of a GenBank genome assembly